Daldinia loculata is the source of this 861-nucleotide messenger RNA. Its product is annotated as putative short-chain dehydrogenase/reductase family protein. The transcript is spliced from 5 exons. The record is from RefSeq and is a predicted model, not a curated record. Lineage: Eukaryota; Fungi; Ascomycota; Sordariomycetes; Xylariales; Hypoxylaceae. Bases 1 to 861 code for a protein of 286 amino acids.
AUGGCACAGACAGUCUCAUUCGAUAUCACCCCUGAAAAGGAGGCUAGUAAACUCCAGUUCCUUCGCCGUCAGUUCUUCGGAGCUCCACCGGCGGUUUCGCGACACGAUGUAGACCUUAGCGGCAAGACGGCUAUUAUAACAGGAGCUAAUAGUGGCAUCGGCUUGGAAUGCGCGCGACAGCUUCUAGAUCUUGGCCUCAGCAAGCUCAUCAUCGCAGUUCGCGACGAGAAGCUAGGCUACGCAUCUUACGAAUCUGCUAUAGCUUUUGCGCAACGGGCCGAGGACCUUAGCCCCCGACUCGACAUUGCUAUCCUCAAUGCGGGAGUUAACAGAGGCUCUUUUACCCUAAAUCCGACGACAGGUCACGAGGAAACUCUGCAGACCAACUACCUCUCGACAGUCCUCCUAUUACUUCUUCUUCUUCGAAUCUUCAAGAAAGCAGAAUCCGCUACUAAACCCUCGCAUACUUCUCCAGGGCGUAUCGCUAAAUUCGAUAAAAUAAAUGAGGAACCGAUGCUAGAGGCCUUUGAUAUCAAGGGAAAAUGGACUAAGCGUGUGUCGCCGUCGCUAGCUAUUAUAAAUUGUGCGAACCCGGGCCUCUGCUACGGCUCGGAGCUCGCCCGCGAGCAUGGUACAAUUGCUGCCAUAUUUAUACGCUCUUUCGGUCGUUCAGCUGUGGGCGCGCGUACGCUUGUGAAUGCUGCUGUUAAGCAGGAUGGGAGAUCUCAUGGAAUGGCGCCCUUUGUGUAUUCGAAAGAGGCAGAGAAGAUAACCCAACAGUUGUGGGAGGACACGAUGAAGGAGCUGUCAUUUGCGGAGGUUCACGAUGUUGCUGAGAACCCAUCUUCGACUCAUAAAUGA